CUGUGCUUUUCUAUAUAAAUACAUAUUUCAGUUUCCAAACUGUGAAGUGAAGUAUAUCUGUCAAACACGAGUUAUACUGAAAGGAUUGAGCAUAAUAGAAUACUUCAUAGAAUACGUUAUGAACGAGGUGUCAUUUUAAAAAAAAUGUAGUAGGUGGAAUUAUGUAAUGAAUAUUUUACCAGAUGUGAAAAUAUAAGAAACUGUACAAGUUGGAAAUAUGGAGAAGAGAGGUAGCGCUGAACUUUUGAAUAUCGAGCAAAACAAUUCUAAAAAUGCCAGCUCCGAUUCCCUCAAUUCAGAUAGCAAGAGUAGCUCCCUUAAUUCUAAGAUGGGUCAAGAAUCGGAAAGCUGGGAUAAAGCAUCACAUUCCAAAAGUUUUUCCUCAAGCUCUACUUCGACAGAUAAUAAUAUCGUCUCUGCUUUAGAAGCUAGAAAAGACAAUCAAGUAAAAAAUUUAUCUGGUGGGGAAACAGGUCCACCUCUUUUAAACGGAGAGCGUGUACAAGGCAUUGCUCACGAAGUAACUUACGUAUGUCCUUACUCAGGGCCAGUCAGAGGAAUUCUUAGCAUUACGAAUUACAAGCUUCAUUUUCGGAGUGUAGACCGCGAAACACCUUACGUAGUCGAGGUACCACUAGGGGUUGUUAGUAGAAUAGAGAAAGUCGGUGGCGCUUCUAGCAAAGGCGAAAACUCUUAUGGCAUCGAAGUGUUCUGUAAAGAUAUGCGAAAUCUUAGAUUCGCUCACAAGCAAGAGAAUCAUUCCAGGAGAGAUGUUUUUGAGAAACUUCAACAGUAUUCAUUUCCUCUAUCUCAUAAAUUACCUCUGUUCGCGUUCGAAUAUUCCGAGACGUUUGCUGAAAAUGGAUGGAACGUUUACGAGCCUAUAGCCGAAUUAAAACGAAUGGGUGUAAACAACGAUAUGUGGAAGAUAUCGAAAAUCAACGAUACGUAUUCAAUAUGCGAUAGUUAUCCAGUCGUAUGGGCAGUACCUGCGGCAGCAACCGACGAAGAUUUGCAAGCAUCGGCAGCCUUUCGAAGUAGAGGAAGGCUGCCGGUAUUAUCGUGGAUCCACCCAGAGAGUCAGGCAACGAUAACACGUUGCGCUCAACCGUUGGUAGGCGUUGGUGGCAAGCGUAGUCGCGAGGACGAACGAUACGUUCAGCUAAUAAUGGAUGCCAAUGCGCAAAGUCACAAACUUUUUAUUAUGGACGCUAGACCAAUGCCUAACGCGGUUGCGAACAAAGCUAAAGGUGGUGGUUACGAGAGCGAGGACGCUUAUCAAAAUGCAGAGCUCGUAUUUCUCGAUAUUCAUAAUAUACAUGUAAUGAGAGAGAGCCUGAGAAAACUGAAAGAAUUAUGCUUUCCAACGAUCGAUGAGACCAGAUGGCUAUCGGGAAUAGAAUCUACCGUUUGGUUGAAGCAUAUAAAAUAUGUACUUGCGGGAGCGUUACGAAUUGUGGAUAAAGUCGAAAAUCAUAAAACUUCGGUACUGGUGCACUGUUCGGACGGUUGGGAUAGAACAGCACAGCUCACAGCUCUCGCCAUGUUAAUGUUAGAUCCGUAUUACAGAACCAUCAAAGGUUUUGAAGUGCUUAUAGAAAAGGAAUGGCUAAGUUUUGGUCAUAAAUUUCAGCAGGUAUGCGAUGAUGCAUACGUAGUUGAAUUAGGUAUUACGCACGUCGAAGUGAAAAUGAUAUACGAUUCUAAUAAUGUAUUUCAGAGGAUCGGUCAUGGCGUCGAACAUCAUAGCGACGCGGAUAGAUCACCGGUAUUUUUACAGUUUAUGGACUGUGUGUGGCAAAUAAGUCGACAGUUUCCCAACGCAUUCGAGUUUAACGAACACUUCCUAAUCACUAUUCUCGAUCAUUUAUACUCUUGUAGAUUUGGCACAUUUUUAUUUAGCAGCGAACGCGAACGAGUUCACGAACAAGUGAAACAAAAAACUGUCUCGUUAUGGUCGUAUACGAAUAGUCAGUUAUCCUUGUAUCAAAAUCCUUUGUACUGGGCUGCUCCUAAUUACCAGCUCGUUCUAAUGCCAAUCGCUAGUAUGAGGUAUAUCAAGCCGUGGAAAAGUCUGUACUGUAGAUGGAAUCCGAGUAUGCGACAGCAGGAUCCUGUUUAUCAACGAACAAGAGAACUACUAGUCUUAAAGGAACAACUGGAAAAGCAACUCGAGGAAGGUCGUCGCGAACAGGCUAGUCGAGCAAAUCGUUCAAUGACGUCACCGGCACCACCUAGGAUACAUUCCCCGGUUCACUCAUAGCACGGCAAAGAUUCUUUCUCAUUUUUCAGCGAUCCGUAGUUAUUUGUAUAUGAGCUUCCCCCUUUCGCUCGAAUCAUAUCGCUAUGUACAAAAUGCUCGUUGAUAAAGAAGAACGUUUACAACUUUUGCGCAAA
This is a messenger RNA of Bombus terrestris (buff-tailed bumblebee), 2397 nucleotides long. It is a transcript of the gene mtm, whose product is annotated as myotubularin-related protein 2. Gene Ontology annotation, biological process: dephosphorylation. Gene Ontology annotation, molecular function: phosphatidylinositol-3,5-bisphosphate 3-phosphatase activity. The transcript has 9 exons. Bases 218 to 2263 code for a protein of 681 amino acids. The record is from RefSeq and is a predicted model, not a curated record. NCBI's taxonomy places the organism in Eukaryota, Metazoa, Arthropoda, Insecta, Hymenoptera, Apidae.